Molecule: messenger RNA, 2737 nt
Organism: Raphanus sativus (radish)
Lineage: Eukaryota; Viridiplantae; Streptophyta; Magnoliopsida; Brassicales; Brassicaceae
Product: potassium transporter 3
Exons: 8
Coding region: 195-2597 (800 amino acids)
Biological process (GO): potassium ion transmembrane transport
Cellular component (GO): membrane
Molecular function (GO): potassium ion transmembrane transporter activity
Source: RefSeq, a predicted model, not a curated record
CAAACAACUGAAGAAAAAAAAAAAUACAUUUGUUUAAUCAUCUGGUCUCGAAAGAUAGAUGAUGGACAGCUUCUUCCCUCUAGAUUCAAUUCCGAUUCGUCUUCUCAGAACCCACUCUCCUUCGUAUUCCCUCUGAUCAUCCAACGAUCCUCCUCAAAAACGACGCCGCAUCUUCCUCUCCUGCGGCUCCUAACAUGGCUGAUAGGAGAAACAGGUGUAACCAAGUCCUGCUUCUAGCGUAUCAGAGCUUCGGCUUAGUCUUUGGAGACUUGAGUAUCUCUCCUCUCUACGUCUAUAAAUGCACAUUCUACGGUGGACUGAGACACCACCAGACCGAGGACACCAUCUUCGGCGCCUUCUCUUUGAUAUUCUGGACCAUCACUCUCCUCUCACUCCUCAAGUACAUGGUCUUUGUACUAAGCGCUGAUGACAAUGGCGAAGGAGGGAUCUUUGCUUUGUAUGCUUUGCUCUGCAGACACGCGAGAUUCUCUUUGCUUCCGAAUCAGCAAGCGGCUGAUGAGGAGAUCUCCACCUACUAUGGCUCUGGUGAUGCUACUAGAAACCUGCCUUCCUCUGCUUUCAAAAGCCUUAUUGAGCGGAAUAAAAGAUCCAAGACUGCUUUGCUUAUCUUGGUCUUGGUGGGGACUUCCAUGGUGAUUACCAUCGGUGUCCUUACACCUGCCAUUUCAGGUAAAUCAAGCAGCCUUUCUUCACACCUGUUUUGCCAUGGUUUAGCAAUUCUAACACUAUUAUCCUCGUGUGUAGUCUCUUCCUCUAUUGAUGGCCUUGUGGCGAAAACAAGUCUCAAGCACAGUACUGUGGUUUUGAUAGCAUGCGCUUUGCUGGUUGGGCUUUUCGUUCUGCAGCACCGUGGCACAAAUAAAGUUGCCUUUUUAUUUGCACCUAUAAUGAUUCUGUGGUUGUUGUCGAUUGCAACUGUUGGCGUCUACAAUAUUGUGACUUGGAAUCCUAGCGUAUACAAAGCUUUAUCUCCCUACUAUAUUUAUGUAUUCUUUAGAGACACGGGGAUAGAUGGAUGGCUUUCCCUUGGAGGCAUUCUUUUAUGCAUCACAGGAACUGAGGCUAUCUUUGCUGAACUUGGUCAAUUCACAGCUACAUCUAUACGGUUUGCUUUCUGUUGUGUUGUUUACCCGUGUCUGGUGCUUCAAUACAUGGGCCAAGCUGCGUUUCUAUCAAAGAAUUUUUCUGCUCUACCUACAAGCUUUUACGAUUCCAUUCCAGAUCCAUUUUUCUGGCCUGUUCUGAUGAUGGCUAUGCUGGCUGCAAUGGUCGCAAGCCAAGCAGUCAUAUUUGCCACGUUCUCGAUUGUCAAACAAUGCUAUGCAUUGGGAUGCUUCCCGCGCGUGAAGAUUGUUCACAAACCAAGAUGGGUCCUUGGCCAAAUUUACAUCCCUGAGAUCAACUGGGUUGUCAUGAUCCUCACUCUCACCGUUACCAUUUUUUUCCAAGACACUCGACACAUAGCUUUCGCUUUCGGGCUCGCCUGCAUGACUCUAGCCUUUGUGACAACUUGGUUGAUGCCUCUCAUCAUCAACUUCGUCUGGAACCGUAAUAUCGUCUUCUCCGUCCUCUUCAUCCUCUUCUUCGGGACAAUAGAACUCAUCUUCUUUGCAUCAGCCUUGGCCAAAAUCCCUAAAGGAGGCUGGAUCACUCUCUUACUUUCCCUCUUCUUCACCUGCAUGACAUACGUAUGGCACUAUGGCAGUAGAAAGAAGUACCUAUGCGACCAGCACAACAAGGUCCCUAUGAAAUCAAUCCUUAGCCUCGGCCCGAGCCUUGGGAUCAUCAAAGUCCCUGGGAUGGGUCUUAUCUAUACAGAGCUGGCCAGCGGCGUUCCCGCCACGUUCACUCACUUUCUCACAAACUUGCCAGCAUUCUACCAAGUUGUCGUCUUUGUCUGCUGCAAAACUGUCCCCAUCCCGUAUGUACCGCAGAAAGAACGCUACCUUAUCGGCAGGAUCGGACCAAAAACAUACAGGAUGUACCGAUGCAUCAUCCGAGCAGGUUACAAAGACGUGAACAAGGACGGAGACGACUUUGAAGAUGAGCUAGUGAUGAGCAUCGCUGAGUUUAUCCAGCUAGAAUCCGAAGGCUACGGCGGCUCAAACACUGACCGUUCCAUCGACGGUCGCCUGGCUGUUGUGAAAGCCUCAAACAAGUUCGGUACAAGGCUGUCUCGGUCUAUAUCCGAGGCCAACAUCGCAGGCAGCUCGAGAUCGCAGACGACGGUGACAAACAGCAAAUCCCCGGUUCUGCUGAGACUGAGAGCAGAGUAUGAGCAAGAGCUUCCGAGGCUGAGCAUGAGAAGGAUGUUCCAGUUCAGACCAAUGGACACUAAGUUCAGACAACCGCAGGUGAAGGAGGAGCUGUUUGAUCUGGUGAACGCUAAAGACGCUGAAGUGGCUUACAUCGUUGGACACGGCCACGUGAAGGCGAAGAGGAACUCGGUGUUUGUGAAACGGCUGGUGGUGAAUGUGGCUUACUCGUUCUUGAGGAAGAAUUGCAGAAGCCCAGCUGUGAUGUUGAAUAUUCCUCACAUUUGUUUGAUAAAGGUGGGCAUGAACUAUUACUUGUAAGUGAGUGAUUACAAAGAAUGUCUAUUGCUAAAUUGUCUGUGAGGUUUUGUUGUUUUGUUUGAUGGUUCGAGAUUCGCGAAUCUGGAUAUGGUGAAACCAAUACGUUUUUCUUUUGUAAUAAGAAUAUUUUUUCUCUCUCA